AUGAAUUUAUUAUUGAUAUUGACAGUGAUUGGUUCUUUGUACUUGGGUGCAAAUGGCGCCAGAAUUUUAGCGGUAUUCCCGUUCGAAGGGAGGAGUCAUUACAAUGUGUACGAGCCGGUAGUGAAGAGGCUCGCGGAGAAAGGUCACGAUGUCGUUUCUGUGACGCAUUUUCCGAGCAAGGUACCCACGCCAAAUCUCACGGAUGUGAAAAUCACUUUGGACCUGCCAAAGUUGAAUGAUAGCGACUCGUUCAUGAAAAUUAUGAAUGCACCAUGGUGGGCCCGACUCCAAAUGAUGCUUUACUACUGCGGCGUCGUCAUAUGCGAUCCAGUGUUCCAGCAUUCGGAGAUGCAGAAGAUUAUUCAGUCCAAGGAGAAGUUCGACGUGUUCAUUGUCGAAAUCUUUUCCACUGAGUGUUUUCUGGGUAUUGCUCACACUUUAGAUAUACCCGUUGUGGUUGGAAUGAUCAGCAGUGUCGCUGUGCCGUGGUCUAAUGAUAUCAUGAGAAAUCCUGAGAUCCCCAGCUACAUACCUAAUUAUUUAAGCGGACUUACGGACAAAAUGAACUUCUUUCAGAGGAUUCAGAAUACGUGGCAUUUCCUAUAUACUAAGACUUUUUAUAGAUAUUUUUCAGACAAACCGAGCUAUAAAAUAGCGAAGAAAUAUCUCAGCGAUAAUUUACCUGAUUUCGAUUGGUUGCGAUCAAAGAUAUCUUUGAUCCUAGCAAACGGACACCUGACCAUCAGCCCACCGCGUGCACUGGCUCCUGGAUUUAAAGAUGUCGGCGGGAUUCACAUACCGCUGUCAGGUCCACCGCCGUUGCCAAAGGAUCUCCAGAAUUAUCUGGACAACCAACGGGAAGAUGGCGUUAUUUAUUUUAGUCUUGGAUCGCAACUAGACGGGACAACCAUGCCGGAGCAGGUACUCGUUGCCUUUUACAGGGCGUUUGAGCAACUACCACAGCAAAUACUCUGGAAGUGCACCGAAGAGAAAAUGCCCACCCUGCCCAGGAACGUUAAGUGCAUCGAAUGGGCACCCCAACUCUCCAUAUUGUGUCACCCCAACGUGAGGAUGUUUAUCACCCACGGUGGACUGCUGGGAACUCAAGAGGCGGUUUAUUGCGGGGUUCCGAUGCUUGGGAUACCCUUAUUCGGAGACCAGCACUCGAACGUGGCCUACUCCGUGAAAAAAGGACUAGCGUUGGAGCUGGAUUACUAUGGACUUUCAUACGAGACAAUAUCGAGCGCUUUGAAUGAAAUGCUUAAGAACAAGAGCUACGGGGAAGUGGCGCAGAGAGCUUCUCUGCAGUUCAGAGAUCGACCAAUUCCACCUGUCGAGGAAGGUGUGUAUUGGAUAGAGUAUUUAAUUCGACACGGACCGGAUUCCUUGAAGAUCGAAGCCGCAAAUCUGACAUGGUACCAGUAUCUACUACUCGACAUUGUUUGCGUAAUAACAGCUGUGAUUCUAAUUGUCAUUUGGAUCAUAUACAAGUUAGUUAAGUUACUAUUUCAUUCGAGGCGAUUAAGGUUGCUAAGAUCUCGCAAGAAGUUCGACUGA
Molecule: messenger RNA, 1557 nt
Organism: Dufourea novaeangliae
Lineage: Eukaryota; Metazoa; Arthropoda; Insecta; Hymenoptera; Halictidae
Product: UDP-glucuronosyltransferase 2C1-like
Exons: 4
Coding region: 1-1557 (518 amino acids)
Molecular function (GO): UDP-glycosyltransferase activity
Source: RefSeq, a predicted model, not a curated record